Messenger RNA from Trichoderma aggressivum f. europaeum, 993 nucleotides. RefSeq lists its product as uncharacterized. Gene Ontology annotation, molecular function: oxidoreductase activity, acting on the CH-OH group of donors, NAD or NADP as acceptor. Gene Ontology annotation, cellular component: cytoplasm. The coding region runs from base 1 to 993 and encodes 330 amino acids. Lineage: Eukaryota; Fungi; Ascomycota; Sordariomycetes; Hypocreales; Hypocreaceae. The record is from RefSeq and is a predicted model, not a curated record. The transcript has a single exon.
AUGUCAUUUGAUCCAACCAACCUUGAUUCUAUUGCGGCCAAGUCUGUUCUCAUCACCGGUGGCUCAUCUGGCUUAGGCCUUGCCACAGCCCGUGCUUUUGUGGCCUCGGGCGCAUACGUGACCAUUGCAGAUAUUCAGCCGCCUCCCGAAGAUGCAUUUGGCGAUGGACAAUGCCGCGUCAAUUUUUCGCUUUGCGAUGUGAGAGACUCUGCCUCGCAGGCCGAAGCUUUCAAAGGGGCGGUCAAGUUUGCCCCAAGUCAUGCUCUUGACGUUGUUGCCCUCUUUGCUGCCGUGGACGAUUCGCCCAACCUUGUCGAUCUCGUCAAAGCCUCUGACUCUCAGGCAAUAAAUGUGCCGCAUCAACUCAUAUCUCAUGAGAAAACCGCUGGCUUUGCUGAGGCUUCGUCUGGUGGCGGUGGGCCAAAUCUAGACAACCUUAGCAUAAAGUGUCUAGAUGUGAACUUGAAGGGAAUCUAUUACUCAACCUAUCUCGCCUUGCAUUACCUGCAGCAGCCCCAAGCGGCACCCUCUUCUCAAACGUCGGGCACGAACAAUCGCUCGACGAAGUCGCUGAUUUUGCUUUCCUCAUUGGGUGGCUACCUCGAUGACAGCCACGACAGUAUCUAUUCCGCCACCAAGUACGGCAUUCGAGGUCUCUUCCGCAGCAUCCGACUGCGAUCAUACAAUGAACUAAAUGUGCGCUGCAAUUUGGUAGCACCAUGGGUCAUCAGAACACCGUUGACUGCUCCUCUGCAAGGCUUCUUGGACAAGAGCGGAAUACCUCAAGGGAAAGGAUUGACUUUUGCAACAGUGGACGCUGCUGUUGAGGCUGUGGGUCGGUGUGCCGUUGAUGAGAAAGUUGUUGGUCGCUCAAUUGCUGUUGUGCCUGAAGGCAACUUUGACCUCGGUGAUGAUGAAGAAGGGCUCUGGGCAGGUACAGCAUUGAAGAAAAUUGUGCAGGCAAGAAAAGAUGCCGGAGAUGUGAUUGUUUGA